This is a messenger RNA of Hippocampus comes (tiger tail seahorse), 1198 nucleotides long. It is a transcript of the gene slc25a17, whose product is annotated as solute carrier family 25 member 17. NCBI's taxonomy places the organism in Eukaryota, Metazoa, Chordata, Actinopteri, Syngnathiformes, Syngnathidae. Gene Ontology annotation, biological process: transport. Gene Ontology annotation, cellular component: peroxisomal membrane. The transcript has 9 exons. Gene Ontology annotation, molecular function: ATP transmembrane transporter activity; FMN transmembrane transporter activity; AMP transmembrane transporter activity. Bases 154 to 1092 code for a protein of 312 amino acids. The record is from RefSeq and is a predicted model, not a curated record.
GACCAGGCAUUGAAAGCCACACAAAACGGCAGCUCUGUAAGGUGCAGAAGACUGGCUUUAGUUUAGAUUUCGGAUUAAAAUCAGACUUAAGCGUUAACCUAGUUUUAUUUCUAUUUUCUUUUUGUUGUGAAAGUAGCUGAUCAUUUGAUAAAUAUGAGUUUUGAGAUUUUGUCGUUUGAGGCUUUGGUGCAUGCUGUGUCCGGAGCAAUGGGGAGUGUCACAGCCAUGACCGUAUUCUUCCCUCUGGAUACUGCCAGACUGAGGCUUCAAGUGGACGAGAAGAGGAGGGCCUCAUCAACUCCAGCCAUUCUAGCUGAAAUCAUCAAGGAGGAAGGCUUGCUGGCUCCAUACAGGGGUUGGUUCCCUGUCAUUUGCAGCCUCUGCUGCUCCAAUUUUGUCUACUUCUACUGCUUUCACAGCCUGAAGGCGAGCUGGCUGAAGGGACGUCAGUCAGCUCCUCGCACUGACUUGCUGGUUGGGAUAGUUGCAGGUGUUAUAAAUGUACUCGUAACCGCUCCGCUGUGGGUUGUCAACACGCGUCUGAAGCUUCAGGGCUCCAAGUUUCACAACACAGAUAUUCAACCCACUAAUUACCGCGGUAUUUGGGAUGCACUCGGCCAGAUCAGCCGUGAUGAGGGCGUCUGGGCACUGUGGAGCGGCACCUUUCCCUCGCUACUGCUGGUCCUUAACCCCGCCAUCCAGUUCGUGAUUUAUGAAGGUCUGAAGAGGCAACUGAGGAAUGGAGUUACCAGAGAGCUUGCAGCAUUUGAGGUUUUCAUGAUCGGUGCAGUGGCCAAAGCUGUUGCCACCACUGUGACUUACCCACUGCAGACUAUACAGUCCGUUCUCAGGUUUGGUCAGUUCAACAAGUCAACGAGCAAGUCAACGCUGAUGUCCGGUCUCAUGACAAUCAGGUGUCUCCUUGUCAACAGAGUGAGGAAAUUUGGCAUGUUGGGUCUGUUUAAAGGCCUGGAGGCCAAGUUGUUGCAGACGGUGCUGACUGCGGCCCUCAUGUUUCUUCUCUAUGAGAAGAUUGCCAGUUGCACCUUCAGAGUCAUGGGAUUAAGCAGUCACCACAAACACUCUCGAUAGGAAGAUGCCUUGGACUCCGGCUCCUUCACACAGUACUUGUGCACCGAGGCACGAUUGUAACCACCCUGUCAUAGAUCACAUUAUUGGAAGUUACGAUGACCAAAAA